Dibothriocephalus latus is the source of this 536-nucleotide messenger RNA. The record is from the annotation of a GenBank genome assembly. Lineage: Eukaryota; Metazoa; Platyhelminthes; Cestoda; Diphyllobothriidea; Diphyllobothriidae.
GAUCCAAAGUCCUGAGUCUUCGAGGGGCAUGCAUUCUAGCUACAAUUUGUGAAAUAUCUGGUGCCAUCCUUUUAGGGGGUCACGUUUCUGCGACAAUAAGGGAAGGUAUCGUCGACAUUACGUUAUUCAACUAUACGAACGAUGGCCCGAAACGACUAAUUUAUGGCCAGAUAUCCUCGCUUGCCAGUGCUUGCGUAUGGAUGCUGAUUGCGACCUUCUUCAGAAUACCUGUUUCUGGUACCCAUAGUAUUGUCGGCGCUACAAUCGGUUUUGGAUUAGUGGAAUUUGGAAUUCACGGCAUCAAAUGGAUGGGCGUUCUAAAAAUUGUUCUCUCGUGGUUUAUCUCACCUGUGCUGAGCGGUGCUGUCUCCAUAUUCAUGUUCAUAUUCUUCAAACAUUUUAUACUCACAAAGGAAAGGCCUCUGGAACCAGCAUUGCGAUCUCUCCCCUUUAUAUAUGGUUGUACAGUUCUAGUGAAUGUGUUCUCAGUUUUAUUCGGAGGCAUUGCUAGUAAGUUUUAUAGGCGGUAUCUUUAA